CGACUGUGCUUAAACGCAGCAUUAGCAUUGGCUACCUAGCCUGUGAUCACUGCAGCUGUCACACUCGUGUGGGCACCAGGUGGACAAGCAGCUGACGACACGCACUCCCAUCUGAAGAGGCCAUGGCACGUGGGCAUCAGAAGGUUCAGUCUCAGCAGAAAAAUGCCAAGAAACAGGCAGAGAUGAAGAAGGGCAAGGGUCAGGAUCAGAAGACGUCGGCCAAGGCGGCCCUCGUGUUCUCCUGCGGCGUGUGCCUGUCCCAGAUGCCCGACCCAAAGACCUUCAAGCAGCACUUCCAGAGCAAGCACCCAAAAUCUCCUCUACCCCCUGAGUUAGAGGGAGUGGAGGCAUAAUAUCUCACCCUGGAUACCGAACCGAGCUCACCCUGGAUACCCCCCCCCUCAAGCCCUUAUUUUUGCUUAUGUUUGAACACAUCAGGGCCUAAACACAAAUGCUGGUUUUGAUUUCAGGGCCCCUGACAAACUUUCUAAUUCAAGUGGUGAAUGAAAACGUUGCUUCAGGAAUAUUUCUCGCUGCUAGCUCUUGUACCUCUUUAACUGAAGCUUUAAUAGAUCGAGUGUGUGAUUAAACCUUUAUAGCCAGCAUGCCACAUGAGGUAAACAGCGUGCUUACUAGCACAUGUCUGAAAUGGAUGAAAAAUAGUAUAAUUCAAAUUUUCCGGUUGUCGCAAAUGUGGCCUAAUCUUUUUCUAUUGCUAAUCGAGUGUUGAAUAAAAUGGAGGCAGUGCGAUGUUCUUUUCUGAUACCAGUCCGCCCACUCUGCUGUUUGCCUGUUGUACUGCAAUCUUUCACCUACGUAAUCACAACUUUAUGUCGGGUCAUAAAGAUGUGAAAUUUUAAUUUCCGAGCUGCUUCCUGAAUUACGACUUAAUAAAGUUUCACUGGAGCUUGUCAACAUUUGUACACUUGGGAAAUGAAAUCAUGCUCGAAUUAUGUAUUAUAGCAUUUGAUUAAAUUUUACUUUGUUGUAUA
This is a messenger RNA of Limanda limanda (common dab), 992 nucleotides long. It is a transcript of the gene znf706, whose product is annotated as zinc finger protein 706. The coding region runs from base 123 to 353 and encodes 76 amino acids. Lineage: Eukaryota; Metazoa; Chordata; Actinopteri; Pleuronectiformes; Pleuronectidae. The transcript has 3 exons. The record is from RefSeq and is a predicted model, not a curated record.